AUGCAACCCAAUGCUGGAACACGAUCUGGUGAGCCAUCAUCACAAGUAUCGCAGCAUUCCUCGUCCAUUGCACCAAUUGACGACAAUGAAGUCAAUUAUCGAGACUCAGAAGAGGGUUUGCGAAUAGGGAAUGCGGGUACGGGAAAGGACAUUAGUGCAAUUGAACGAACACUGGGUAGUUCUUCUCCGCAAUCUCUGCGAAAGAUUUUAGAUGACAAUACUGGCAACGCAAGACCACUACAUCCCAAAAAGCAACAACAUAGGGAGAAUGGGAAUGAUGAGUUUGUUCAAUUGCCUAGACCACCCAAAAAGCAAAGAUCAAAUAAACAAGUGGUGCCACCUAUUAUCAUCGGCUUACAUGAACCGCCCCCUCAGGCUGCAUUGUUCCCGCCUAUCGCGUCGAGUUCAUUCCACGACAGUCAUGGGAGAAACACUUUGAAUGCUUUGGCCCCCAAAAUCACAGAAACGAGAGAGGAUUCGAAAACAGAUGGUGUGAUCGUAUCGCCGACCCAGGAAGUCUUGGGUCAGAAAGCAAGUACGAAGAAAAAGAGAAAGGACGUCAAGACGAGGAACAAGUGGUCCGAACACGAGACGAACAAUCUGCUGCUUGGUGUGCAUAAGUAUGGCGUAGGGAAGUGGACGGAUAUAUUAGAAGACCCAAGUUUCACUUUCAACAAUAGGUCAGGGGUAGACCUAAAAGAUCGCUUUAGAACUUGUUGUCCAGAAGAACUUAGAGCUGGAAGCCGCAACUCCGGAAAGCAUUAUACUGGUACCAAGGCAGAGAGUGCAAAAGGACAGCCAAAAACGGAAUUGGUAACUUUCGACCCAUUGUCCGGAAAUUUCAUGACUGGUGAAGAUCAAGAGGCUGAUGAGACUGUGUCAAGCUCUGGUUCUAACCCUGGGCGAAAGCCUCGAAAUCAUCGGAGGAAUCUUACAGACCUUCAAGAGCUAGGAAUAAAAGGGCCAUUCAAACAGUCUGAUCGGAGGCAGAAACGCCCCUUCUCCAGCCAAGAUGAUCGUGAAAUUAAAGAAGGUUAUAACAUUUAUGGGCCUGCGUGGACGAGGAUACAGAGAGAUCCUCAAUUCAACCUUCAGGAUCGACAGCCUACUGAUCUUAGAGAUCGCCUCCGGAACAAGCAUCCCGAACUGUUUCGAUCCGGGGAGGAUGAUACUACUCGGGCAGCAUCACAGUCUCAGAGCAAGCCUACACAGGUUGAGGACUUUUCUAACACAUCUAAUCACGCUACAAUCGAUUCAACUACAUUUGCUUUGAAUCAUGAGAUAUUAAAGCCUACCGCAGAACCUACGGACGGCUUGUCAUUCUCGCAGUCUUUUGAUUGGCCUCCGCCCCCAUUCCCUUAUAUUGGCGAGAUGGAUAUCUCUCGAUUACUGGAAGACCAAAAUCAAUGGACGUCGUGA
Botrytis fragariae is the source of this 1419-nucleotide messenger RNA. Its product is annotated as putative myb dna-binding domain-containing protein. The coding region runs from base 1 to 1419 and encodes 472 amino acids. The transcript is spliced from 3 exons. The record is from RefSeq and is a predicted model, not a curated record. NCBI's taxonomy places the organism in Eukaryota, Fungi, Ascomycota, Leotiomycetes, Helotiales, Sclerotiniaceae.